Episyrphus balteatus (marmalade hoverfly) is the source of this 1476-nucleotide messenger RNA. RefSeq names its product mitochondrial enolase superfamily member 1-like. Bases 85 to 1431 code for a protein of 448 amino acids. The transcript is spliced from 8 exons. The record is from RefSeq and is a predicted model, not a curated record. Gene Ontology annotation, biological process: amino acid catabolic process; carbohydrate catabolic process. Gene Ontology annotation, molecular function: L-fuconate dehydratase activity; magnesium ion binding. NCBI's taxonomy places the organism in Eukaryota, Metazoa, Arthropoda, Insecta, Diptera, Syrphidae.
AUCAAACACUUUAGUUUACUUUUGAUAGCUUUAUUGAACGGUAGUGUAUAGGACGAAAGAUAUUUGUUAUACAUAAAUAACAACAUGGAAAAGCAAAACGAUGAAACCUUCAAAAUAGUAUCUUUGACCAGCGAAGAUAUACGUUGGCCAACUUCUCUUCAAGGAGAUGGGUCUGAUGCAAUGCACACUGAUCCAGACUAUUCAUGUGUUUAUGUGACUCUGAAGUUGAAAAAUGGCACUAAAGGACAUGGUCUAACUUUCACUCUAGGACGAGGUACUGAAGUUGUGAAAUCAGCUGUUGAAGCUAUGAAGCACUUGGUUAUCGAUCGUAAUUGCUGGGAAAUUUUCCAUAAUUUUGGUGUAUUUUGGAGAGCUCUAACAAGUGAAUCCCAAUUGAGAUGGAUUGGUCCAGAAAAAGGUGUUACUCACUUGGCUGUUGCUGCAAUUAUUAAUGCCUUAUGGGACUUGUGGGCAAGACUAGAGGGUAAACCUGUCUGGCAGCUCUUAGUAGAUAUGGAACCAGAGGUCCUUGUAUCAACCAUCGAUUUUCGAUACAUCAGCGAUGUAAUAACUCCAGAAGAAGCCAUCAACUUACUUAAACAAAAUUCUGCAACCAAAACUGAACGACAAAAUGACCUUUUAAAGAAUGGUUAUCCAGCUUAUACGACUCAAGUUGGUUGGAUGGGUUAUAGCGAUGAAAAAAUCAAAGGACUUUGCAAAGACUAUUUAUUGAAAGCUUACACCUCUUUUAAGUUGAAAGUUGGAAGAGAUUUCGAAAGUGAUGUUCGAAGGUGCAAGAUUGUUCGAGAAUCGAUUGGAUGGGAAAAUCAAUUGAUGAUAGAUGCAAACCAAAUUUGGGAUGUAAAUCAAGCUAUUGAAUGGGUUAUUCGCCUUGCCGAAUACAAACCACUUUGGAUUGAAGAGCCAACUUCACCAGAUGAUAUUCUUGGACAUGCUGCUAUAUCUAAAGCUUUAGAACCUUUUAACAUUGGUGUUGCAACUGGUGAAAUGUGUGCCAAUCGCAUAAUGUUCAAGCAGUUCCUACAAUCUGGAGCUAUGCAAUUCUGUCAAAUUGAUUCAGCUAGAAUAGGUGGAAUUAACGAAAUUUUAUCAGUUUAUUUGAUGGCCAAGAAACUGAAUGUAAAAGUUUGUCCCCAUGCUGGAGGAGUUGGUCUUUGUGAAAUGGUACAACAUCUUCAAAUGUGGGAUUACGUUUCGUUGUCAGCUACAAAAUCAGGACGAAUGAUUGAGUAUGUUGAUCAGCAACAUGAUCAAUUUGAAUAUCCUGUGGAGAUUAAAAAUGCAUGUUACAUGCCACCAAGACACCCCGGUUAUAGUACAGAACUGAAGCAAAGUGCUAUAAAUGAAUAUAAAUUUCCAAAUGGAAGCUGGUGGGUAGCUAAUGCAGGAACAACCAAACCUGUAGCAUAAAAUUCUUCUUAAAUGAAAUAAAAUUUUACAAUAAACUUUGACCGA